UGCUCGAAUAAAGUCGGACUCAACGACAUCAUGGCUGUCAGUAUAAAUUUGUCCAUUGCAAGAUGAACUUUCCCUCAGUAAAAAUAGCUAAUAAAAGGGUCCUUUUAUCAAUUUGUCUAUUAAGAAGGGUGAUGCUUAGUAGGAAACGAUACAUAAUGUUGCACGAAAUUAAUUAGACUCUAUUAAACGCAGUUUCAACUAGCAAGCCAUUUUUGCUUCCACGAAUUAACCAAUCCGGAAAACAACAAAGAUGACUUCGAGUAGAUUGGACCGAUUGUUCGUCCUGCUAGAAACGGGAAGUUCCGCGGUAACAAGAUCAGCAGCAGCAAAACAACUUGGCGAAGUGCAGAGAUUACAUCCGCAUGAAUUAUCAACUUUACUAUGUCGCACUGUCACAUACCUUCGCUCUAGUAACUGGGAAACUCGUAUUGCUGCCAGCGAUGCCAUCCGAGCAAUUGUCAGCAAUGUACCCCAAUGGAAUCCUAGGGGAACUGAUGUGAAGAGUGAAGAGUACGAUGGUGCGUCAAUGACAUCCUGUGUUGGUAGACUGAGAUUUGAGGAGUUUGACAUGUCCAAAGUGCUUGCUAAUAGUUCGCAUUUAAUGGCCUCGGAAGGGAAGGAGUUUGAUCUCGAGGAAGAUUCAGCUAUGGGGCUGGAAGUAAAAGAGCGCUUGGCAAAGCAAAGACAAUUACUAAACAGCAGAUUAGGCUUGGAUGUGGCCGCCAAAAUUGGCUUUGAUACCUGUUCCCUAUUUACAACAGAAGAUCUGAUGACCAACGUGGAUAAAACUGAUUCAACUCCAAUUUGCAUGAAAAUUCCGGUGAAAGAUGUGAUUUGCAACUCUGCAGAAGGUUUGAGCUGUCGCGAAAUGAAUAGAGCUAAGCGAAAGGCCAGACAAGCUGUGAAUAAGCAGAAAUCGCGCGACGUCGGCGAAGACAAUAGUUUCAAUGGAGAUGAGGUCGAUCGCAAAAAACUUAAGACUGAAAGUGACGAAAAUAUUAUUCCUUGUGAUUUCGACCUUAAUGAUUCAGUUGAUUGGCCGUUGGAGUGGUUUUGUGAUCAGCUUAGUCAUGAUUUAUUUCAUUCUAGUUGGGAAAGGCGACAUGGUGCUGCCACCGCUCUCAGGGAAAUUAUUUCCAUUCACGGGAGAGGAGCAGGAAAAGCUACAUACAUACCAGUUAAACAGAUGGACUUUUAUCACCAAGUUUGGCUUGAAGACAUGUCAAUAAGACUGCUCUGUGUUUUGGCCCUCGAUAGGUUUGGCGAUUUUGUGUCUGAUGCAGUAGUAGCGCCAGUCCGCGAAACAUGCGCUCAGGCCCUUUGUGCCGUUCUAAAGCUAAUGAAUCCGACGAAUUGCGAAAAAGUAUUAGAUACGCUUAUUCAGCUUUUGAGCCAUCAGGACUGGGAAGCUCGGCAUGGAGGUCUACUGGGUUUAAAAUAUCUUCUGGCUGUUAGGGCCGACCUAAUUGAUUCAUUGUUGCCGAAGUCAUUUCCCUAUAUCCUGCAAGGUUUAGCAGAUACUGUAGACGAUGUGAGUGCGGUAGCAGCCUCCUCAUUGAUACCGGUUGCGCCCAAAUUAACUCAGUUAGAUCUGGGUUCCGUCCCCCAAGUCAUUAAUAAACUUUGGGACCUACUAUCAGAACAAGAUGAACUAGCAGCGGCUUGCAAUAGUUUCAUGGGUCUGUUAGCAGCCAUUCUGAAUCUACCUCAAGCUCAAUCUCUCUUACCGAUACAACCUCUUAGUAAUGUGAUGCCCCGUUUGUGGCCAUUUUUGUCCCAUAGCACUUCCUCAGUGCGAAAAGCCACCUUGGACACAUUGAAAACGCUUACAGAGAAACCAUCCGAUGGAUCUAAUAUUUUAUGGGAUGCUCAGUUGCUGCAGGAUGCAAUGCGCCAUGUUUUCCAAAGACUUUUAGUGGAACCAAUUGCUGAGGUCAGAAACCUAGUCGAAAAAGUAUGGGAGAAUUUAGUGAAAAAUUCCGGCCUUGUUGAGUUGCUGCAUGCUGCUUGCCCCUUUAUAACAACGUGGUUGUUUUUGACUAUGCAGCCCACUAAAGUGCCAUUUGAUCCGAAUUUUUUUAUUCAUGCCAAAAGUCAAAAGAAACCAAACGGUUUCGACCAUUCGAUCGGGCAUCCUAAGUAUUUUAUUGGAGGCAGUGAAACAACUCCUGUGUUGACUAGAGAGGCAAACGCCGUUCAAGUUCGAUGCAUGGCUGCUCGAAUGUUAGGCCUUUUGUCUUGUUACAUAGUUCGAUCUGCCCCAGGGAUAGAUUAUAGCCAGGGUCUGGAAAAACCUAUAGACUGUUACGAAAAGGUUCUAUUAGUUCAUUUAAAUACCAAGUCAGCUUUACAGAGGCUGGUAACAGGUUUAGUUAUUUCUGAAUGGGCAACGUUAAACGCCGAAAUCGAGUGUUGUCCGCUAGAGUUAAAAAAGCGGCUGCACCAGUGCCAAGACGAAAUGUUAUAUUUUGAUGAAAUUGCGCAUAGUUUUACCAAAUUAGCACAGGAAACUCGCGAUUUUCUGGCCACUCUUAGACACUACAAAAUUCCAAUUGAAAUCGACAAUGAGCAACCUUUAACUUUGCCUCUGAUAGAGCAACUGACCGGACCGUCCACUGAUAGUAUUCUAGUCAAUAUUAAGCUUAAGUCUAAAAUUUUAAACAAUCUGCAAGAACGAAGAAGAUCGAUUCAAAGUUCGGUCAUAUCGACCGCACUAGAACAAAGAACUCUUAAUAUUAGUACAAAAGCCGCUCUCUCCGGAGCCAUUGUGAUGUUUCAAGCGCUACCAGACAAAUUAAAUCCGGUAGUAAAGCCACUUAUGGAGUCAGUCAAAUACGAACCGGAAGAAGUUCUUCAGCAGAUCGGUGCGAAACGAUUGGCAAUUUUGUUGGACUAUUGCCGAUUGAGAAAUCCAUGUCCGAAUGAGAAAAUCCUAACGAAUCUUUGCACAUUUCUACGAUGCGAUCCCGAGUAUACACCACAAAUUUUUCCAGAUCAAGAAGUAAGCUGUAGUGGUAGCGAAUUAUGGAGGCACGAAAAUUAUAACGGCGUACUGACUCUAAUCAACCAGCAGAAAAUGGCUGAAAAAGUUGCCUUUAAACGGUCCAACAGCUCAGGAAGGGGUCCAGGUAGGCCUCCAAUGAAUGAAACAAGUGUGGAAGAAGUGCCUAAAGAUGAGGAGCCUCAAAAGCUGAAUCGAAUUCAAAGGCGAGGCGCCACAUUUGCGUUGACCGCAAUAACUCGAUAUUUUGGAGCUGAACUACCGGAAAAAAUGCCCAAAUUGUGGGACCUGAUCGUUGGUCAGUUAGUCAAUACAGUGAAUCCAGGCGACUUCUUAGCGAUAUGUGGGCAAGACCAGGUCGCCCAGCAAUUGGUGUGGGAUUUACAGGUGCUGGAAGUGACCUCUUCUAGUGUGCACCAGAACAUUCUUCCGCAACUUAUGGAAAAUACCUUGGAGAGAUUGUGCUUACUUCUAUCGCAUCCUUACAGAGCCGUGAGGCACUUGAGUGCCAGAUGUUUGGCUGUAUUUGCCCAAAUUGACUCGGUUAAAGUUAUGGAAUUUGUAGUUAGUAAGAUCUUGCCUAAAUUAGGAGCAACACACUGUGAUACCGAUAGACAAGGAGCUGUAGAAGCUCUAGCGUGCAUUGUCGACAGUCUGAAAUUUGACGUAAUUCCAUAUGUAGUAUUAUUGGUAGUGCCUCUGUUGGGUAGAAUGUCUGAUCAAAAUAUGUCUGUAAGACUUAUGGGUACUCUCAGUUUCGCCACUUUGGUGCAACUUAUGCCAUUGGAUGGAAGCGUUCCAGAACCCCCAGCACUGAAAGAUAGCGUUCUAGAUGCUGAAAGAAAUAAGGAGAGGGAAUUUUUGCAGCAGUUGUUAUCACCUUCAUCUAUACCCGAUUACAAAGUCCCAAUUCCGAUAGAUGCAAAAUUGCGAACUUAUCAGCAGGCGGGUGUUAAUUGGCUGGCGUUUCUCAACAAAUACAAACUUCAUGGAAUCUUGUGCGACGACAUGGGCUUGGGAAAAACUCUUCAAAGCAUCUGCAUUUUGGCGGGUGACCAUUAUGAUCGCGACCAGAUGUACAAGAAGAACAAAUGCCCGGAUUGUGCCCCCUUGCCCUCGUUAGUUGUCUGUCCUCCAACUUUAACAGGGCAUUGGGUUUAUGAAGUCGGAAAAUUCGUCCAACCUAAAUAUCUGCGAGCUCUUCAGUACAAUGGCAAUCCGGUUGAACGCGAAAAAUUGCGAAAUAAAUUCCGAAAAUACCAGUUAAUCGUGGCGUCUUAUGACAUUGUUCGGAAGGAUAAUAAUUUCUUUUCGCACAUCAAGUGGAAUUAUGUAAUAUUGGAUGAAGGGCACGUGAUCAAAAACGGAAAGACUCGGACUAGCCUGGCCAUCAAAAGUUUAAUAGCGAAUCAUCGGUUGAUUCUGAGUGGUACCCCGAUACAAAACAACGUGCUGGAACUUUGGAGCUUAUUCGAUUUUUUGAUGCCAGGAUUUUUGGGAAGUGAGAAGCAAUUUACCGCUCGGUAUUCGAAGCCGAUAUUGACAAGCAGGGAUCCCAAAUGCUCUCCUAAGGAUCAGGAGGCUGGAGUCCUGGCAAUGGAAUCUCUACACAGGCAAGUGCUACCGUUUUUACUGCGCAGAAUGAAAGAAGAUGUUUUGGAUGAUCUACCCCCGAAGAUAACUCAGGAUUAUUACUGCGAGCUGAGUCCUUUGCAAGAACAGCUCUAUGAGGACUUUUCCAAAUCUCAAGCGCAUCAAACCUUACAAGUUCGUACCCUACUUAAAUUCCCGAGAAGUUUAUUAAAAUGCUCGUGUAAUUUCUUUCAGGAAUCAAUCACAUCCGGCGCAACAGCAUGUUCAAUCCAAGGAAACACCCAUAUAUUCCAAGCGCUCAGAUAUUUGCAAAACGUUUGCAAUCAUCCUAAGCUAGUGCUGAAUUCUGCCCAUCCCCAUUAUCAGCAAAUAAUAUCGCAGAUGCAACAGAGCAAUUCGCAGUUGGAUGACAUAAGCCAUUCGGCAAAAUUACCCGCUCUUAAACAAUUAUUAAACGAUUGUGGCAUCGGUCUGAACGACGGUGGUUUGUUUAAAGAAUCGGCCGAAAUUGCAGUCAAUCAGCACAGAGCCCUAGUUUUCUGUCAGUUGAGAGCUAUGUUGGAUAUAAUUGAGCAUGAUUUGUUCCAGAAGAAUAUGCCCAACGUUACAUAUCUAAGACUCGAUGGGUCCGUAGCGCCUGUUAAUAGGCACUCCGUUGUCACUCGAUUUAACAAUGAUCCUUCUAUUGACGUUCUUCUGUUAACAACGCAAGUCGGUGGUUUGGGUUUGAACCUAACUGGCGCAGAUACAGUGAUAUUUGUUGAACAUGACUGGAAUCCGAUGAAGGAUUUACAAGCGAUGGAUCGAGCCCAUCGAAUCGGUCAAAGGAAAGUUGUUAACGUGUACCGGCUUAUAACUCGCUCAACAUUGGAAGAAAAAAUAAUGGGAUUGCAGAAAUUUAAAGUUCAAACAGCGAAUACGAUCAUUAGUGGGGAAAAUAGUAAAAUGGAAACCAUGGGCACUGAACAGCUAUUGGAUCUAUUUUCGAAUAAACCGAAUAGCGGUAAAGACAGUAACGGAUCAGCUUCGACGUCUAACAAUGGGAUGAAGGCCAUUCUAGACUCGUUACCUGAAUUAUGGGAGCAUAAACAGUAUGAGGAUGAGUACGAUCUUUCACAUUUUAUGUCCAAAUUGAACUAGAGAAUGAGAGAAUAAAUAAACAAAAAGCAAUAACAAGUGACUUUGUUGAACCAAAGAUGUCGUUUGUAUUUAUUAUCUAUAAGUUAGUUAUCCCACUAUCUAUAAAUUAGGAUAAACACUCAAAAACAGUUGAGUGACUUGACUUUAAUAACUUUUCGCAUUAAUACAGGGUCGAUAAAUUCAUUUAUGCAGUAAUACUUAUUUGAAAGGGAAACUAAGUUAAUAUAUGCUAUCCGGUUCUAAUAUAAAUAUUUCCUACACAAAUUCCAGUAAUUCCACCUUUGAAAUAGAUUCUUAUUCGUAUUCUGAUAUUUACAAACUAAAUAUAUCAUCCAAUUUACUAAACUGUUUUUGAGUUAAUCUAAGAAUAAACCUGUUAAAUCAUUUUGCGCAUACAGUUUCUGCUCUGCAAGGCAGUGUACUUUUAGCAAUAAAUACAUCUUGUGCUUCAAGACCAAGACAAGAAUGAAUGUUUGUUCAUGCUUUUAUUUAUUUUUUUUAAUGGUUGCUCAGCUUUAUCAAAAUCCAUUCAUUCCUUGCCUAAAAGGGCAGAUUACUGUUCAUGUUAAUUUAUUUUCACAUCAUUUCAUUUAGAUUUAAGCACUUAGCACUUUGUUGGAGACAAGCACCCCAUAGAAGUAUUUUGUUAAUUGGAACAAUGUCAAGCUAAUAUUAAUAAUUCAUAUUAUUAAAUGUGGUGUUUCUUAAAAAACCUUCUGGAAUAGAAUCCAAUUGAUGUUCUUCAGUAAUAAAGAUUUGUAUUUA
This is a messenger RNA of Dendroctonus ponderosae (mountain pine beetle), 6499 nucleotides long. It is a transcript of the gene Hel89B, whose product is annotated as TATA-binding protein-associated factor 172. The coding region runs from base 251 to 5734 and encodes 1827 amino acids. The transcript has 21 exons. Gene Ontology annotation, molecular function: ATP hydrolysis activity; DNA binding; TBP-class protein binding. Lineage: Eukaryota; Metazoa; Arthropoda; Insecta; Coleoptera; Curculionidae. The record is from RefSeq and is a predicted model, not a curated record.